This is a messenger RNA of Phytophthora nicotianae INRA-310, 216 nucleotides long. RefSeq lists its product as hypothetical. NCBI's taxonomy places the organism in Eukaryota, Oomycota, Peronosporomycetes, Peronosporales, Peronosporaceae. The transcript has a single exon. Bases 1 to 216 code for a protein of 71 amino acids. The record is from RefSeq and is a predicted model, not a curated record.
AUGCCUCUGGCAGAGGAGAUCACGGCGCGUGGCGAGGAGAGGUGUCAUUGGCGCAAAGCAUGCUCUGCUGAAACGGUGGGAGUGCAAUCAGACAGGACGAGUGGAGUGUCCGCCACGUCGGCUCUGUAUGUGUGUCAGUCAACGAUAUUAAAGGAUGGCAAAGAUGAAGAUGUCAAGAAGAAGAUGUCGAGGUCGCGCUUCCCACUAUGGAGUUGA